Messenger RNA from Papaver somniferum (opium poppy), 498 nucleotides. RefSeq lists its product as uncharacterized. The record is from RefSeq and is a predicted model, not a curated record. The transcript has a single exon. The coding region runs from base 1 to 498 and encodes 165 amino acids. NCBI's taxonomy places the organism in Eukaryota, Viridiplantae, Streptophyta, Magnoliopsida, Ranunculales, Papaveraceae.
AUGAAACUUCUCAUUAUCUUUGCAGCCUCAGAAGCACCAGAAGGAGGACAAAACCAUAGCGACCCACUAGUAGUUACGAUGGCCAUCGCCCUCUCUGAACCCGGGGGCGAGGAUACAAAAACCAAGGCACUCUCAUGGGCGAUGCCCAGAAUUUUGAUCGAUGAUGGCAGUUCGGUGGACAUCUUAUUCUAUGAAACAUUUAAACAAAUGGGUCUCACAGACGAAUGUCUCGUCCCUUCCAAUUACAACAUAUUUGGCUUCAACGGGUCAUCAACCCGCCCAAAAGGUGAAAUAACGCUGGAAGUUCGGGUGGGAAAGAUCCUCACCCUAACCACCUUCUGCGUGGUAGAUGUACUAUCACCUUACACAACCAUUAUGGGUCGAUCCUGGGUCCACGGGAUCAAAGGGGUGGCCUCAACUUACCAUCAAAGGCUAAGGUUUCCUACGCCUGACGGAGUGGCAGAAAUCAUUGGAGAUAUUGCUGAAGAAAAAUGCUGA